Molecule: messenger RNA, 1272 nt
Organism: Fusarium sp. VM40
Lineage: Eukaryota; Fungi; Ascomycota; Sordariomycetes; Hypocreales; Nectriaceae
Source: the annotation of a GenBank genome assembly
AUGUCGGUUGUCACAAAGAUUCGAGUCUUUGCUAUUGAGACACUCGCUCUCGAUGGCUUCAGCAAUCGCAUCUGCCUCUGCCCUCUCCCCUCGCUAUACGCCGUCGCUGCUUGCCGUCGACUUGUUCUCCCCAACGGCUGUCGUCUCGUCAACGCCCACGACACAAAACGAGCCCCUCAUCCCGUUACCCGUCUGGCCAUCAGGUUGUUUGCCCUAACCGGCCGCAACGACUUGCCUCCCAGACCAGCACAACACCGACGCAAUGCUUCGCAAUCGCCAUACGAUAUAAUCAUGCUAACUCACUUGCCAGAACCCUUUUGCCUACCUCGCGACCCCUGCACAGGCAACGACAGUGACGGCGAGGAGAAGCCCGUCGUUCCUGUCAAGACCGUUGACAAGAACACUGCUCGCACUACUAAGCGCAAUGUCGAGCCCCAAGCUCCCGUAAGGACCGGAGGUGCUGGCGGUAACCGCCGUGGACCCGGUGGUAACGAGGGUGCCUUCCAAGACCGUGGUGCCGGCAGCGGCCGAAACCAGAAGCGAUCCACCGAGGAGACUCCUCGCGAUGGUCCCCGAGGCGGCGCUGGUGCCCGUGUUCGUGGUGGACGUGGUGCUAGACGCGGUAACGAACGCGAGGACCGACACCAGACCAAGUUCGGCGGUCACGGUGGCUCUGACAAGCAGGCUGCCCAAUCCUGGGGUGCCAACGAGGGUACUGCUGAGCUUAAGGACGAGCAGGCUGGCGAGGCUAUCGCUAAGGACGAGCAGAAGGACGCCGCCGCUGAGGAGGCUGCUGCUGCUGAGGCUGCCGCCGAGGAGGAGGCCGAGAAGCAGGUCUCUUACAACGACUACCUCGCCCAGCAGGCUGAGAAGAAGGCCGCUCUUGAGUCUGGUCUUAAGGUCCGCGAGGCCAACGAGGGCAGCAAGCUCGACAAGAAGUGGGCCAACGCCAAGCCCCUCGAGAACGAGGAGGAGGAGUACUUCUCCCCCGCUGGAGGCAAGGCUCAGCGACAGCGUGAGCGCAAGGUCAAGCAGACCAUUGACUUCGACCCUCGAUUCGUCGAGCCUGAGCGCACCGGUGGUGGCCGAGGUGGUGCCCGCGGUGGCCGUGGCGGCCGUGGUGGUCGUGGCGGAGAGCGUGGUGGUGACCGUGGCCGUGGUGGUAACAACUCCCGUGGCGGUCGCGGCGGCGCUCCUCAGGGAGCUGCUAAGGGCAGCGCUGCCAUCAACACCAGCGACCAGUCCGCUUUCCCCAGCCUCGGCGGCAACUAA